AUGCCGGAGGUAGAUGCUCUCAUAUUAGGAUACUCCCAUCUCGCCCAACUCCCACGCGAGAAGGAAGCUCUACAUGCCUUGAGGAAGAUUGCAUCUUUGGUCAAACCUAUUAUGAGAGCGCGGGGCUGGAAGGUCGGAACAUUGGCAGAGUUCUACCCAGACCAACAAAACCUUCUAGGUAUCAAUGAGAACAGAGGACAGCGAAUAUGUUUACGUUUACGAUACCCUGGUGACAAGAACCAAUUCCUUCCUCUCGAACAAGUGGUCGAUACUAUGCUCCACGAGCUUUCACAUAAUGUCAUAGGCCCGCAUAAUGCCGAGUUCAACGCCCUAUGGGAUCAGCUACGAAAGGAAUACGAAGCCCUACUGUCCAAGGGCUAUACAGGAGAAGGCUUCUUGUCAGAAGGUCGCAGGCUUGGAGGCUCGCGGGUAUCAAGGGAUGAAGCUAGACGUAUUGCACGCAACGCUGCAGAGAAGAGGCGGACUUUGAACGCGGGUUCUGGACAGAAGCUGGGUGGACGACCUGUGCCUGCUGGUGCUGACAUUCGUAGGGUCAUUGUUGAUGCGAUCGAGAGACGAAGCAUUGUGGAGAGAGGCUGUGGAGCUGGUGGUGCUAAGAACGACCAAGAAAUCACCGCUCUAGCAGACCAAGCAACAAAGAAUGGUUUCCAGACAAAGGCUGAGAUGGACGAGGCGAACGAUAGAGCUAUUGCUCAAGCACUGUGGGAGUUGGUUCAAGAAGAUGAGCAGAAGGAAUAUGGAGCUUCAUAUAUCCCUCCCACCCAGGCCAAUCCCACGGGUAAUGGAGGCGGUUCUGUUGGACCAUCAGGGUCGAUCAAGAGAGAAGCACCUUCAUCUCCUCCUGUCCCAGUCAGGUCAAAACCGCCACCAAUCCGCCAGCAUCCAAAUCGACCGGUCAGUCGGUUGGUCGCUGAAAAUACAGCGAAGAAAUCAAAGAUUCUACCUACAAAAACGGCAACCCCACCCCGUAUUCCAUCGUCAUCGAAACCAUCGCCGCCUGUGGCACCUAACCCUCCACCACCAUCAACAGAACCAUAUCUUACUGGAUGGACCUGUCCUGUAUGCACCCUCCACAACCCCAUCGGCUUCCUCGCCUGUGAUGCAUGCACUUCCGAGCGACCUCCAGAAAUCACUCAAAAGAUCGCAGAAGCAGACCGUAAGAAGAUCGUGACUACGCAGCCAACAGGCUUGGGAAGUCAGAUGUGGACAUGUUCGCGAUGUACCACAAUGACAGAAGAUAAAUUCUGGGCUUGUCAAACUUGUGGCAAGAUAAAGGACCGUUCGUGA
Messenger RNA from Mollisia scopiformis, 1308 nucleotides. RefSeq names its product WLM-domain-containing protein. Bases 1 to 1308 code for a protein of 435 amino acids. The transcript has 2 exons. Lineage: Eukaryota; Fungi; Ascomycota; Leotiomycetes; Helotiales; Mollisiaceae. The record is from RefSeq and is a predicted model, not a curated record.